AUGAAGUCCAGGCGAGACAAGCUGAAGAUCCCCUCUCUGACUCUGGAUUUGUCACCCACUUGCCAGAGCCCCACCCUCCUGAGCCCGUGCAGCCCCUGCAGCCCCUGCAGCCCCUUACAGACCCUUCAUCCCUGGAGCUGUCGCAGCAGCAACAGGAAGAACCUCGGUGUCGGGACGCCGUCGCCCACGCUGUCCCGGCCACUUUCUCCACUCUCUCUCCACACCGCUGCAAGCAGCCCGCUAGACAGCCCCCGAAAUGUGUCGACCAGCGCCUGCCUCAACUUUCCAUUUGCCAGAAGUCACUUGGCUCGUGCUGACAGAGCUGAGGGCCGGAGAUGGUCUCUGGCAUCCCUCCCCUCGUCUGGCUAUGGAACCAAUCCUCCGAGCUCAACAGUCUCGUCGUCCUCGUCCUCCCAGGAGCGUCUUCACCAGCUGCCGUACCAGCCGACACAAGAUGAGCUGCACUUCCUUUUCAAACACUUCCGCAGCACGGACAGCAUGACCGAUGAGGAUGUACGGCCCUCGACUGUCAUGCGACCUCGCUCUCGGAGCCUCAGCCCCGGGAGAUCAAGUGUUUCUUUCGAUAAUGAGAUAGUCAUGAUGAACCAUGUUUACAAAGAACGUUUUCCAAAGGCCACAGCCCAGAUGGAGGAGCGUUUACUGGAUAUCGUCACCCACUGUUCUCCAGACAGCUCUCUCCCGUUGGCUGACGGGGUGCUGGGCUUCAUCCAGCACCAGUUGGUGGAGCUGGUCAGAGACUGCCUGGAUAAGGCCCAGAAAGGCCUGGUAACCUCCCGCUACUUCGCUGAGCUGCAGGAGAAUCUGGAGAAGCUGCUCCAUGAGGCUUACGAGCGCUCUGAAAGCGAGGAGGUAACCGUCAUCAUCCACCUGGUGAGGAAGAUCCUCAUCAUAAUCUCCCGGCCCGCUCGCCUCCUCGAGUGUUUGGAGUUUGAUCCAGAAGAGUUUUACCACUUACUCGAGGCAGCAGAGGGCCACGCUAAGGUCGGCCAGGGAAUCAAGACGGACAUCCCGCGGUACAUCAUCAGCCAGCUCGGUCUGACCAGGGACCCUUUAGAAGACAUGGUGCAGCUGGAACAGUACGAGGCCAGUCCUUCAGUGUCAGUGGAAGCAGAUGGUCAUGCUGAGAAUAAGGCUCCACAGACUCUGACACCCACACGAAGGAAACCUCUCGAAAGAGAUUUUGAGACGAUCAAACUCAUCAGUAACGGAGCUUAUGGGGCUGUGUUUCUGGUCCGCCACAAGGAGACCCGCCAACGAUUUGCUAUGAAGAAGAUAAAUCGUCAGAACCUGGUCCUUAGGAACCAGAUCCAACAGGCUUUCGUGGAGAGGGACAUCCUGACCUUUGCUGAAAACCCCUUUGUCGUCUCCAUGUUCUGCUCCUUUGAGACACGACGCCAUCUCUGCAUGGUCAUGGAGUAUGUAGAAGGUGGAGAUUGUGCCAACUUACUGAAGAACAUGGGUCCACUACCUGUAGAAAUGACAAGGAUGUACUUUGCUGAAACAGUCCUGGCUCUGGAGUACCUUCACAACUACGGCAUCGUGCAUCGGGAUCUCAAACCUGACAACUUAUUAAUUACAUCCAUGGGCCACAUCAAGCUAACAGACUUCGGCUUGUCUAAAAUUGGCCUCAUGAACAUGACCACCAACCUGUACGAGGGUCACAUGGAGAAGGACACAAGAGAGUUUGAAGACAAACAGGUUUGUGGCACUCCAGAGUACAUCGCCCCGGAGGUGAUCCUCAGACAGGGCUACGGAAAGCCUGUGGACUGGUGGGCUAUGGGGGUCAUCCUCUAUGAAUUCCUGGUCGGCUGUGUCCCAUUCUUUGGAGACACGCCCGAGGAGCUUUUCGGUCAGGUUGUCAGUGAUGACAUUAUUUGGCCUGAUGGAGAAGAUGCUUUACCGUCUGAGGCCCAGGACCUGAUCACCCGCCUGCUGAGGCAGAGUCCCUUAGAUCGACUGGGAACCGGUGGAACGACAGAAGUCAAGCAUCACGCCUUCUUCCUGGGCCUGGACUGGAAUGGUCUCCUGCGGCAGAAAGCUGAAUUUAUCCCUCAGCUGGAAGCAGAGGACGACACCAGUUACUUCGACACUCGAUCAGAACGCUACCAUCACUUGGCGUCUGAUGAGGAUGAGGAAACCAACGACGAAGAGUCUUCCUUGGAAAUCAGACAGUUUUCUUCCUGGUCGCAUCGCUUCAGCAAGGUUUACAGCAGCACAGAACAUCUGGCGACACCUUCCAACCUAAGUUUCUCCUCCGACCGCAGCCACAGUGAGGAUAAGGAGGACCGCAGGGACAUGGGAGGAUUCAGUCUCUCCCCGAGCCCAGCAGAUGGCAGUGUGGAGCGCAGACAUGCUGAGCGUAUGGCAAGCCUUCGCCCUCGAGCCUCCUCCAGCUCCUCCCAGUCUGAGAGGAGCCCCAGCCCUCUGGUGAUGAGCAGCACCCACAGCCUGGAGACGAUGCCUCGCUUUGCCCUGUCCACUGAUGACGAAGCCGAGGUUGUCGUCUCCAACCUUCGGAGGAUCAGGAUUCGCAGUAACAGCACCGGGGCCAAACACUCAUCCCCCAAGGACCCUGUCGGCCCUCGGCGCUUCGGUAACCAGCUGGAUACACCAGAUAGACAGAGGCUUCCCUGUGGAGGGAAGGUCCCAAAGUCGGCCUCCGUCUCAGCCCUGUCUCUCAUCAUCACUACAGAUGACUCACCCGGGGGCCUCCAGCCAAGUCCCAUCUCCCCUCGCUCACUGUCCUCCAACCCCUCAUCUCGUGACUCAUCACCCAGCCGGGACUUUUCCCUCGGCCCUGCCAGCCUGAGGCCGCCCAUCAUCAUCCACACCUCGGGGAAGAAGUUUGGCUUCACCCUGCAGGCCAUCCGCGUGUACAUGGGCGACAGUGACUUCUACACAGUGCAUCACAUGGUGUCGAGUGUGGAGGAGGCCAGCCCAGCGCACCAGGCAGGACUCCGCACUGGAGACCUCAUCACACAUGUGAACGGAGAGACUGUCCAAGGCCUGGUCCACCCUGAAAUGAUAGAACUGCUACUGAAGAGCGGCAGCAAGGUGGCGCUUCAGACCAUAGCGCUUGAGAACACGUCAAUCAAAGUCGGUCCAGCUCGAAAGACCAAACACAAAGGCAAGAUGGCUCGUCGCAGCAAGAAGAGCAAGAGGAGAGAUAAUUACGACAGGCGACGAAGCAUCUUGAAGAAGCUGUCCAAGCAGAGCACGGUGAUUCACAGCAGCCGCAGUUUCUCUUCUGGUCUCCAUCACUCCGUUUCCUCCAGCGAAAGUCUUCCAGGCUCCCCGACACACAGCCUCUCCCCCGGCCCUUCCACUCCGUGCCGUAGCCCUGCACCCGACCAUCAGGCCUUUGAAACGAACUCUCCUCAGAGCACAUCUCCAUGCUCCAGCUCUCCCAGUUCUCCUGCCGCACACAUCCGGCCCAGCUCGCUCCACGGCCUGGGCUCCAAGCUCAGCACGCAGCGCUACACCAAGGUGGGCCGCCGCAAGUCCACCAGCAACAUCCCGCCCUCACCCCUGGCCUGCAACUCAUCAUCCUCCACCCAGCCCCUUUCACCACAGCGCUCUCCAUCCCCGCUGCCAGGCUUCGCUAAAAGCCUCCACUCCUAUCACGGCAAAACCCUGUCACCGCCCACCAUCGUUCGGCACAUUGUUCGUCCCCGCAGCGCCGAGCCCCCCCGGUCACCGCUGCUGAAGAGGGUGCAGUCAGCUGAGAAACUGUCGGGAGUGUAUCACACGGACAAGAAGUCGUACGCGCCACGCAGGCACACGCUGGAAGUACCGUUUUACGGGGAGGCCGAUCUGCUCUGUGACUCCGAGGCAGAGGGCACCUGUGGAGGCUCCUACCUCGGGGCCGAGCACAGCAGGCUGGGGGGCUACAUGGGGAGCCAGCGGGUGAGGGACUCUGAACGAUCCGAGCAGCUGGUAGUGAUGAGAAAGCUCAACCUAUCAGAGCGCAGAGACUCCUUUAAGAAGCAGGAGGCAGUACAGGAGGUGAGCUUUGACGAGCCGGAGGAGAAAACCAGCACCGCGGUCAGUGUGACCACCACAGCACCAGCAACCCAAACACAAUUUACGCAGCCGCAGCAGCACAGGACGGCUUGGGUGCUCACUCGACCCCAAACAAGUGAGGAGGUGGAGCUGGAAGUUCCGGCGGUGAGGAGGUUUACGCUGGUGCCCCAGAUCGCCGUGCAGGGCUCCACGGAGAGCGAGGAGCAGGACGAGUGGGAGGCGUGUUCAGACAGCGAGGAAACCACAGAGAAGCAAGAGCUGGAGAUCACCGUCACUUCAUCUCCGCAGCAGCAGGUGGGACGCCCUCUGACCGAGUCAAGCUGCACUCAAGACGCAGAACCCACUUCCUGUGGUUCUCACAUCGGGGCGUCAGCAGAGAAGCCACAGUGCAGAGAGGAAACUCAACUAAAAGGCCAUCAGAGAAAGUGACGGAUCAACACUUAUCUCUCAUUGCAGCUGCUCGUUUCUCGUCUGUCAACACGCGUCACCGCUGAAUGAAGAAUCCCUGGUGGUUUUUUGUCUGAGCCAGACGAACUGGAAUCUGAACUCUUUUACAAAUGGAAGGACAGUGGGAAAAGAUUUUACUUGAAUUGUUUUUUUUUUUUUUUUUUUUUUGUAAAUAUCAAGGACGUUCUGGUCGUAUUUAUUACAUUUGAUGAAUUAGUAACAGGGAAUGAGGGAACUUCUCAUUGGUUGAGUUGCCAAGGCUCAACGUUUUUGUAUCCAUAAAAUGUGGCUUUAUGUCUUUUGA
Messenger RNA from Limanda limanda (common dab), 4795 nucleotides. RefSeq names its product microtubule associated serine/threonine kinase 3b (gene mast3b). Gene Ontology annotation, biological process: intracellular signal transduction; peptidyl-serine phosphorylation. Gene Ontology annotation, molecular function: protein binding; protein serine/threonine kinase activity; ATP binding. NCBI's taxonomy places the organism in Eukaryota, Metazoa, Chordata, Actinopteri, Pleuronectiformes, Pleuronectidae. The record is from RefSeq and is a predicted model, not a curated record. The transcript has 28 exons. Bases 1 to 4473 code for a protein of 1490 amino acids.